UUAGGUUGAGCGGCAGUAGAUGGAGGAAGAUCCUUAUUGAAUGUAGAGUGUAUUUUGUUAGAGUCUUUUAAUAGAGCCAUGACUGGAUUUCUUUGGCUGGGCAGCAUGAAUUGUGAAAGGUCAUGGCACUGAGUCCUGAUGAUGAAGACUAUGACACCUCUCAGUCCAGGGCCUCAGCAAGAUUAAAACCUCGGCCAACCCCUUCAUCAGGACCCAAAAUCCUUCCUCAUAAAUCAACCAGUGGUGCGCGUAGACGCAGAACGCGAUGUCGCAAAUGCGAAGCCUGCUUGCGGACAGAGUGUGGAGAAUGCCACUUCUGCAAAGACAUGAAGAAGUUUGGUGGCCCUGGCAGAAUGAAGCAGUCCUGUAUCAAGAGGCAAUGUAUUGCUCCUGUAUUACCACACACUGCAGUAUGCAAGAUCUGCGGUGAGGCAGGAAAGGAAGACAAUGUGGUGGAUGAAGCAGAGAAAUUUAAUGCUAGCUUAAUGGAAUGCUCCAUCUGCAAUGAAAUAAUACACCCAGGUUGUUUAAAGGUAGAAGAGUCUGAAGGGCUCAUUAAUGAUGAAUUACCAAAUUGCUGGGAAUGUCCAAAGUGUAAUCAGGAAGGAAAAACUGGCAAAAAGAGAGGCCCUGGGUUUAAAUUCGCCUCCAAUCUUCCUGGGUCUCUCUUAAAGGAGUUUAAAGAAGGGGAAGAUGGAGGGCGACGGAAAUCUGAAGAUCUUGAACGUCCAAGAAUGGAGGAAUAUCAUUCCAAUAGGCGAAAAUCUGAUGAUGGGCUUGGACUCAAGCGCAGAAAAGAUAAAGAUCUUCCAACAGAUUUGGGUCCAAGGAAAAAGCUGAGAGGAGGAAAAGAUGACAAACUUCAAAAGAGGAAGAAAAGGAAACUAACGCCAGACUCCGAAGAAUCUAGUAAAGUAAAACACCUGGAAAGAUCAGAGCAUGCGGAUAGGAUAGAACGGAUACGACAAAUGAUGAAGCGUGUCAACAGAAAUGAAGUCAGCAGCUCCAGCUCUAGUUCAGAUUCUGACUCCGAUUCUAGCUCCGGUUCAGAAUCAAGCAUCCAGAGAUCAGAAGGAAGCAGUGGAGAAUCUAGUCCAAGGUCUAUUGCAAAGACAGAUAGCCAAAGGUCAAAACUCAGAAGAUUUUCCAAUGACAUUUUUAGUGAGGAGGAUGAUGAGGAAGAAGAGGAUGAAGAUGAAGAGAAUGCAAGGAAUACAAAAUCCAAACUGCUUUCUUUGGCUUCAAAAGUUGCAGAAAAUAACUAUUAUUCCUUAAGAGGGGAAAAUAUUCAAAAAAACUCCUUCAGGACAGUGGAGGUUUCAUUAAAAAAGAAAAAUGGACCAUCCAGUCAGCUUUGUCACAAAGUUCUAGGAAAUAUAUCUCGACCUCGGAUACUAAGCAAACUCCCGGUGCAGUCUCCUCCCAAGCCAUUUCAAAUGGAGAGACACGUGGUUCGUCCUCCACCUGACAGCCCUGAACCUGAUUCCUUACCACUUACUAGUGGAUCAGAACAUGUGGUGCAAAGAGAAGUGUGGCUGGCAAUAUUCAGUUACCUAAGCCAUAGAGACCUAUGCAUCUGUAUGAGAGUAUGCAAGACGUGGAAUAAAUGGUGUUGUGACAAGCGGUUAUGGACCACCAUUAACUUAAGUCGUUGUAAAUCUAUCACUCCAACAAUGCUGAGUGGGAUCAUCAGGAGACAGCCCAUCAUACUGGACCUUAGCUGGACAAAUGUCUCGAAAAAACAACUCAGUUGGCUCAUAAACAAGUUGCAAAAUUUGAAAAUUCUGGCACUAGCAGGAUGCAUUUGGAGUGCAAUCUCUGCACUUUGUACAUCAAAUUGUCCUCGUCUGCGCAUGCUUGAUCUUCGUUGGGUGGAGGAUCUCAAAGACUCACAGAUGAAGGAGUUGUUGUCACCACCUACAGAUUGCAGAGUAGGUCAUAAUCAGAGCAAACUCUGCAACGUGACAGAAUUUCACUUAGCAGGUUUGGAUAUUACUGACUGCUCGUUGGCCUUGAUGAUACGCUACAUGCCAAUGCUAAACAAGCUGGACCUGAGUCAGUGUAACCACGUGACGGAUCAAUCCAUUGCCCUCUUGACAGCUGCUGGAUCUUCCACACGAGAAACACUGACUGAAAUAAACCUUUCAGGUUGCCAUCGAAUAACAGACCAGUGCCUGUUGCUGCUUCAACACUGCCCAAACCUUAACCGAAUCGACCUUCGGAACUGCAAACUGAUUUCUCCCCAGGCUUGUCAACAGCUGAUGGAAGGACUCGUAGGUGUUGCCCCCUUUGAACUCGUGGAAGACAAACUGUUAAAGAGAAGCGGUUUACAAUUGACAAAGUAGCCUCAUGGACGCCGAUAAGCCUUGCCAGAAUGUUCCUCCAAGUCCUGACUGAGACAGCACAAUAGAACCUACUGGGGAACUGUCUCCACUCUUCUAGCUAAUUGCUUUCUGUGUAUCUGUAUGGACCAUGCUGUGACAGUCUGGAGUUGUCAUGGCAAUCACGUCAUUCACUGCUGAUAAAGUCAGUGAUCCAGUGACAGCUGUAUAGUUUUGGAGGAAAAUUACUGGUGUAAUUAUCUUGGCCUAGAAGAUGAAGCAUGAUUUUUGGAGAAAAAAAAAGUUUUUAUAUCGCAAAUACAGGGUUUUAAGCAUUACGCUCUGGUAAUAAUUCCCUCCUUUCUUUCCUUUGCCCUCCAAAAAAUAAAGAAGUGUAGAUUUAGAAAAUAUUUAAAAGUAUACAGUAUACCUUUUUGGAGGUAUACAUUAAAUUUCUGAUUUAAUGCUUAUUUGGAAAUAAAAACAUGUGGGCUUAAAGAUGGGCUGCAAUUCAAUUUUGAAAAAGCCCAUUGGUCUAAAUUUGAUUGCAGUCCAAAAUAAUAUUCAGUACUUUUAAUACAGUACAUUUUUAAUUACAUUUGUUUUAUUCUACUGAAAACUACACUUUCAGUAGACAUUCAGUUUUUCCACACUGCAUUUCUAAAUUUUGGUGGUGCAUGAAUCAACACAUUAAUACUGAAAUGAGGUCAGUCAGUUUACAAAAACCUCAUUGGUGAAAUAAUUUCUGUAAAAAUUUGAUUCAUUCCUUCAAUGGAUUUUUCUCAGCGACUUCCUAUUCCUUGGUCAAAACAGUCAAGCUCAUUUAUUUAGGUUACAUUGGUUGUUAUGAGAUCUGAGUCCUUUUCAAAUUUGUGUUGAAAGGGUGUUCUUUCAAAAUGAAAGUCCUCAUGGCUAUAUUGUUUUAUGUUUUAUCACAUUAUGUUAUGGGAUGUAUUUUAAUAGUGAUCUACAAUAACAUUGUAGUUUUUAAAAUGCUUCAUGGCAACCCAAAUUACCUAAUUAAGUGAGUACAUAGUGCUUUAAUGGGGAAAAUGUGAAAUGUUCAGUGGUUACAUUUAGUAAAUAUGAAUACUCUGAAGGAAUAUCUUUGUUUUGUCCAUUAAACGUGACAAAAAAAUAAAAGCAUGUUAAGAUUUAGACCAAUAGCUAUAAACAAGGAUUUUUGAGAGUCCGAUUGUACCAGCUUAUUAUAUUCCAUCACUACAGUUCUAGCCAAGGAACAGAAAUAUUGUGAAUUCUAACCAGGUUCAUUGUCUUAUGUUGUUUUUGCACUGGCAAUAUCUUUUUAAAAAAGAAUGUGUGCUGGAUAAGGCACUGGAUUUUAUAAUAAUUGAGUUUAGUUAUAAGUAACCAUUCCCACCCUAACAUACUCUUGCCAUAUAGACAGUUGUUCUGUUGUACUGUAAACAUUACAGGUGCAUCAACAAUACAUUUUAAAUGGAAUCUGUAACAUCAGCUUGUAAAUAGCAGCAGAAAUUAUUUUUUAUCUUGCAUAUGCUGCCAAACAUUAAUGAAAUGGAAAUGUUAUGAGUAUUUUCAGUUGUUACCAUAGAAAGUACACUGGGGAAAUCAAUUUAACAAAAAGGUUAAACUUAUACAUUAAUGGGUGAAUUAGUUUGUUCUCACCAUGAGGACGAGGGGUUCUAUCUUGACAGAACUGGCUCUAAACUCCUGUUCCCUGAUGAUCUAGCCUUCUCUAGCGGCCAAACUCAACAUUUUUCCAGUCGUUCUUUCCUACACUGAUUUUGACUCUUCCAGCAUUGUCCGGACUGCAUCAUUAAUAUAAUUUGUAGCAUUAAGCCAUCUCGAUUCUUUAUUACCUUUCUGUUGCCUUCCUGAAUCGAUACCAGGAAGCUGGAAACUCAGACCCACCAUGCGAUCAGAUGACUUCUUAAUGUCGAUAUGUUUUAUAAUAAUGGACAGGAGAACUUGAAUCUCAGUCUGGCAAUCAAAAAGCCACAUCCCCUGAACUCUGUUGUUUCUGCAACUCUAGUGGAGCUUUGUGUGUCGGUGUAAACCAGUGCAAAACAACUGGUGGUUUGCUGCAUUCAUUCUGUUUUACUAGGUUUAAAAUGUGUCCUUCCUAAGAACAAAGAUUCUCGAGGUGCUGUACUUUAUUUGCUUGAUUUUCUGUCAAGUAAAACCCAUCCAUGAGCUUCAUUCAUUAACUCAGUCCUGAUGGGAGCAGUGGCUGGGGUGGGGGAGGGGGGGCGCAUUGAUGGAGAACUGAGACUUCAAAAGCAGCGCAGACUCACUUCUGGUCUCCCUUUUUCACUGGAUGUAUUAGCAGUGCAAAAUUCCAAGUACUAGCCACAGUAUUCUAGCUGUGGAUAAUACCGGAUCUGAAUAUGUCACUUAAAUGAAAGAAAAUAAUUACAUGAGAAAGAACUGACUUUCCUCAUAUUUGCCUUUCAGAAAGUAGAUGGUACUUCCACUUGGACCAUGUCAACACAGUGGCAGAUAAAAGAUACUUUCAUUAUGUCAAGGCACCUGUUGUACAGACACUGAAGGGUCAUUCCAAUUGUGUUGGAAAUGGAUUAUAAAUGUAAAAAAUGAUGUGUAAUAAAUGUGUAGCUAACAGUAAGCCUUUGAUGAAAAGGGAAAGUAAGUGGUCAGAAUAAGAAAGCUGAAAUUGAAUGAUAUUCUGAAGAAAUUUGAUUCCCCCAUUCUAUGUAGUGCAGGCUUAAAUCUCAUUGAUCAGCAGGUUAAGUUCGACACAAAUAUUUGAAUGUCUGAGAAAGACAAUCAACUGUUUAUGCUGUAACAACACCUGAUACAAACAGUACCCAAAUAUUCACAGAGGAGUGUUGUUUUAUUUUGAAAUGGGCAUUUCUUCCAAUUCUGAUCACCAACCUCUGUCUUUUGAUUUAGAUCACACUGAACAGUAGCAGAGUUCCUGGUAGCAUCUGAGCUUAAUAGGUGGUGUUAUUUACAUGUGUGUACUAUGAAAUCAUGCUGUAUAUACAAUCUAUAAGUAUAGUAAGCAUUGGUACAUUUGUUCUUACACUUACCUUAAGAUGCAAGGAUCUUAACAUACAAGUUAGCGACCAUGGUGCAAUAGCACUUUUUGGCACAAAUUUCAUAACAUGUUCUUCAUUUAAUAGAAUUACUUAGUAUCUCUGGAAAUUUCCUGUCGGCAACUUUAAUAUCCAAUAUAGAAUCUAAAUUUCCCAUUUGUUUUCUUCCUAAUGUAUUGUUGAUGCAUUAGUAAAGAAGCAUUCCAGAAAAUUGCUGGUGAGAGAAACUUGUCCCUCUUAUGUGCUAACGUUAUAAAUAUUAAUUCUCCUUUAAAAUAAAAAUUAUAUCAAAAACUAGAACUUAUUUUAAAACUUAUUAUAAUUGGAAACAUUACAUCUAUUAAAUUUAUCUCCUGUAAGGUUCACUUUGUUUUAAAUUUUGCCAUUUUCUGUGUAUUUUAUUUAAAUUCUGUAUUUCUUUUCUCCCAAAGAUGAAAUGAAAAGCAAUUGUGAAUAAUUCAGUAACCCCCCCCCCACCCCCACCCGUAUGCUGAUUGCAUUUGCUUAGUUUGGAGAGGAGUGUAUAGGCAAUACUGGAUUUGAUGUCAGUCUCAGUUAUGGUGUUUGUCUCAGGUGAAGCAAAUGCUUUGUUGUUUGACCAGUGGAGCAACUCCAUCUAUUGACAGAUAACCAGACAGGAGCUUUGCUUAAUUCAGUUAAACACAAAUCUCUGGGUUAUUUGAUUUAUUUUGCCAGUAGAAAGCAGAGAUCCAAAACAGGAGCCUAAAUGUAGAAAUUCCCAAACUUACUGCUAGUGUUUAAUUUACUUGUAAACCAUUGUUUACCUGUUGUUUCAGCAUUCCACACCCUGUUUUUUUGUUUUGGAAUGACAACAACACAAUGUCUUCCUAUGAGUCUGCUAACAUUACUAGCUCUCUUUUUGGAUCUCAAAUAUAUUUCACUUCAAAUGAAAGCAGACGACUGCUGGCUAAAAUGAAUACGGCCAUGCAAAAAUAUAUUCAUCCAAAAUGUUACUCAGUUCUUCAACCUCUUCACAAUGAAAUCUGUCAGUUGCUUUGUGAAUAGUUUACUAUAAAAUAUUUAACUGAACACAGCUUGUUGGGAAAAUUGUGAAAUUUAACCAGUAAACUUGGAGAGAUAACUGAAGCCAAUGGUAAUUUGUAUUCUCUUGUGAUUUGUGUAGUGGAAGCCUAAUUUGUGCACUUCAGUAUGAACUGAUUCUUCAUAUAUCUUGGUGCUCCGUGAUUUUCCCUCAAGGACCCUAAAAAUGAUCCAGUGCCUCUUGCCAAUGUGAUUUGUUCUGAGGUGGGCUUCUUAAUAAACUAAAGGUCAUAUCAAAUGAGCUGUUGGAGAAUGAAGCUACUGCACUGUUACACUGUAUAUCUGCAGUCGAUCUCCGCACACUGGAUGAGUGCGUAACUAAACGCAAUAUGAGCGUGUACUCUCAUUUUGCUUUGCAGAUAUUCAACUAUUGUUGGGCUUGUAUUCUGCGGCCAAGACAACCUUUUUUUAUACCAUGGACCCUUACCAUUAACCAAGGGGUCCAUGGACCCCAGGUUGGGAAUCCCUGAGCUAGGAGAAUCCUGAUGUUUGGAAACAAAGCAGUUUGAUUAGUAUUUGAUUCCCAAAUAGGUAUUUUUAAAAGAAAAAAAACCUGUCAUUCUAGGAUUCUACCUCUGAAUGUCACUUGGUCCUUUAAAAUUGGCAGUUGAAUGCGUGGCUGUUAGUGCUGAUGUCGGCGUCGUUUACCUUCAGUACCUGUGUCACCUUGUCCAGUGUUACUUGAUUAUAUUGUGGCCAUUUUACUGCCAUACAGCUCCCCAUUAGACAUCACCGGGUUAUACACCUGUGAAGUUAAUUUCUUUUCUGCCAAACAUUUCACUUGCAGAUUUGCAAGUUUGCUGCUGUGUACCCUUCCUAGUCUCUAGAGUAGGAGAUUCCAACCUUUUUUAUUCCAUGGACCCCUACCCUUAACCGAGGGAUCCGUCAACCCCUGGUUGGGAUGCCCUGCUCUAGGAUAUCCAGAUCUUUUAUUUUAACUUAUCACCAAUGGUUUUAUCUUUGUGCCAUUUCCAAUGUGCCAGCUAAUCAAAAGCUCUUAUGUCCAUCAAACUAUCUUUGCCUAUAUUAUUUCAACAAUAAGCAGUUUUAUCAGCUAAUUCCCUAGUUGUUUCUUCCCUGCGCUGAUUUUUUACACCUUCAAAUUAGCAUUAGAAUGCAAAUUCAUAUAAGUGUGAUAUAAACCCAAUGGAUGUUUAUUAAUGUAGCAAUUGUACAACUUCUGCGACUCCUAUGAGGGUAGAAGCAGUGAAUCACUUGUAUAUACUCUAAAUUUGUACCUGCACUCCACUCUUAACUACUUUUCUUUGGUCUAUUUUAUUGAUUAGUCUUGGCACUUUGAAGUAAUCUGCAAUUUAUCACGUCUUCAUACUAAACUGGGAGACACCUUGGAUAACUUGCAGGGUGUUCUUACAGUAAGGAAAGAAGUUUAAAUUGGCUGCAGUGGUGAAAUAACAAUUUCAUUAGAUCUCACUCCCACUUUUGUAACUACCUGAAGAUCUUUGCCCCAAUAACUCCAAAGCUGUCACUGUUCGAACGUUCUUGUUAUUCGUCAUUAUUCAUAAGAGUAAAAGUGAAGCAGAGUCCCUACCCAUGGUAAAGAUUAAACAGUUAACAAUGUUGAUAAGCCAGGCAGACAUCCAAGAUAUUCCCAUUUUUCCCUUUCCACCCCACAAUACCAGUGCCCCAUUCAUUCAUUCCAUGGUGUAUGAUCAGCUUUGGGCAGGUGGCUUAGAAGAGUGUAUUUACUUGCCUGAUUCACAUGGUUAACAAUUUAUUUUGGUAAUUUCCACUACUAAUUUUUGUGCAUAAAAUUCCCUUUAAGAAAUGGUCAUUGUGAUCAGAAACUUGCCACGUGCUUCAUUUCAAAUUUAUUUUCAAUAAUCUCAAAGCCACCUUUGCCAGAUGUCAAACUAACUGGUGAUAAUUUAGACCCUUGUGACCAUUUAGUAACUUUUCCACAUUUGAUUUAUUUGUCUAUUGGGCACUGAUAUUUGUGACUGGCAAUUCUGCACUGCAGCAAUCCCGCAGUAUCAUCCUAUUAUUGACAAGUGUUAAUAAAGAAGUAUUAAUGUCACUUCGGAGAAAUUUCAUGCACUUAACCAAAAGCACUUCAAGUGAUCCCAGUUACUUGGGUUAAGUGUGCAAAUGCAAGCUACAGUGUCCUGUUUUAUCAAAGUUAUUUAAAUUUUGUAAUUGGGUAAACUAAGGAUGAUUAUGUCAAAUUACAUUUUUUUCUGUAUCUGUGAGCCUGCGAAGGAUGCUUCAUCAGUUUGAAUUGUUUGUAUUUUUGCAAUGUUGAAAUCACAGCUUGUAUGCUACAAAACCUAAAGGUGUGACUGCUGAUAUUAGUGGACAGAUGUGUUGGUCUGAAGUUCUCUGCUUAUUUUAGCAGGGAUGUUAACCAUUUAAUAUAGACAGGUUAACACCAGUGCUUAACAUAAAGUAAGCAGAGGAAUAGUGUAAACAGUCUUGUGGAUAUCCUAAACUGGUGCUUGUUGAAGUGAUUUGAAUGCCAAUACAGCUCCAAGAUAAAUAAGUUUAUCUAAAAGCAUUCCUGUUCUCAGGACAAGUUGUUUUGACAGCUCUGGUCUGAGAAAGUAUUGUACUGUUCUGAGUUUGAUAAUUGCACCUCAGGGCACUACUUUGCCAUGCCCACAGGGUCUACUACAUAUGUGCUUAUUUCUGCUGUUUCCAGGUAUUACAUUAUUCUGUCUAAUGACUAUUGAGACUGUGCCAUGGUGGUUCAAUGCACAAGCAAAGCCUUUCAGCUUAACAGAGGAAAUCAUGUUGCUUAUGAAUUCAGAUACUUCCAUUCAUGUGGUGUUUACCUCUGACCUCUUCUGCCUCCCCAUGGAGGUCAAGGACAUUGAUGAUUGCUUAAAUCUAAUGUUGCGCCACUUUCCUCCAGGAUGUUGUUUUCAAUAUUUUUUGUUUUAAAUAAAAUACUGUAAUUAUUAAAGAUGCUGGCAUAAUUAUAAAGCAAAACUAGGGUGGUUAUGGAAGUUACCAGUAUGGCAACAGCAUAGAAUUACAUCUUUAUCAGUUUCCCUGGAGUUGUCACAUAGCAUGUGGAGUAAUCAGAUAACCUGUAAGCCAACUCAUAAUAAUCUUGGAAGCAAAUAAACAGGGACCAUCCUAAUUGUUCCUACUAAAGCCAAUAUCCUAUCGGUAUUACCCUUCCAUCUUACCUAGCUUCCCAACUGCCUGUGCUUUCCUAUAUUUGCAGUACUUCACUGAAGAACAAUCCAAAUGAAAUAGUAUCAAGAAAAGUACUAAGAGAGGCUUCCUAUUGUGAGCCACUCUCCUGUUAUACGGGUGUAGGAUAGUUCUAAAAUGUAAUGGGCUGGAGUAUUUAUUAGCAGCAUAUAUUGAAAUAUUUUCUGCAUUUUGCAGAAUAACAACUUAAUGUUAUUACAUUGCUUACCUGAAUCUCCAUGGUCUAAUUCCUCAUAAGUCUCUUAACAUGGUUAGAAUUUUAAAUUAGCUGUUUGUUUAUAUAUGUCCAUAUCAAGAUAAUCCCUUCGAUUUAAUAAACUGACCCAAGGUGCACUCUGAUUUUUCACUUGCACCCUUCUACAGUUUUACUUAGGAUUCCUGCUUCUGACAAUGUACUGUGGACUAUUUUAAAAAGGUUACAACUCAAAUUGCUGGUUCACAUACACAAGGGGAACUACAAUCUUAGCCUGUGUGUUGUGCAAUUCUGUUUAAAUUUAGUCCUCCAUUAAAGAAUUUCUGUCUGCAGGGUUUGAACCAAGUUGGAUGCUAUCAACUAGAUUUGUUAAAUGGUUAAUUUGCUUACCUUGUAUUUUCCCAUGAACCAUCAUGGACUAGAACGAGUGAGUAUUCCUACUUGAUCACCCAUGUAUAUUAAUGAUAUCACCAUUGUGGGGGGGGGGUGGUAUUAAGAUUAUUUUCUUCUUUUGUUCAUAUCUUUGUUCAUACAUAUUUUGGCAGCACUGUUUGGACUGGUAUAUUGGUCAGCUGGGCCAUUUUAGAGUCCAGCAUCAUCCAAGCGGGAACAAAAGUAGAGGACUGCUGAAGGGACACUCCAUCUCCCAAGACUUGAGUUUAUUGUUGGGUAUAUGUGUUAUAUACAUUUAGUGACCAAAAUAGUUAGCAAAGCUACACAAAUUUGUGUAGAAUACGUACACGACGCUGGACACUUUCAGCGUCGUGUACAUAUUCUUUGAUCCACAGCAUCUGCAGUUGUAUUUUUGUGUACAAAUUUGUGUAGGAUGCCUAAUAAUUCAGGUUAUGAUUUUUGUUCCUGGUGUUCUCCUUGUUAAUAGAAAAUAAAUGCAGAAUUUUGUAAAGAUUUGAGUAAUUCUCAGUUGAUAUUUUAUAGGAUUAUACCACUUGUAAAUAACAUUUUGCUGGUUGGUUCUUAAUCCUUGUACAGCUGAUUCUUAUUUUGAAUUUGUAGCUGCACAAAACAUGCUGUACUUCAGAAAUCUCAAAUAUACUUGAAUAAAGUUUUACUUUAAAGUUA
Hypanus sabinus (Atlantic stingray) is the source of this 10871-nucleotide messenger RNA. Its product is annotated as lysine-specific demethylase 2B-like. Bases 123 to 2345 code for a protein of 740 amino acids. Lineage: Eukaryota; Metazoa; Chordata; Chondrichthyes; Myliobatiformes; Dasyatidae. The record is from RefSeq and is a predicted model, not a curated record. The transcript is spliced from 11 exons. Gene Ontology annotation, molecular function: protein binding; zinc ion binding; histone demethylase activity. Gene Ontology annotation, biological process: regulation of transcription by RNA polymerase II; protein demethylation.